Molecule: messenger RNA, 751 nt
Organism: Dipodomys ordii (Ord's kangaroo rat)
Lineage: Eukaryota; Metazoa; Chordata; Mammalia; Rodentia; Heteromyidae
Gene: Cdkn1a
Product: cyclin-dependent kinase inhibitor 1A (p21, Cip1)
Exons: 3
Coding region: 68-553 (161 amino acids)
Biological process (GO): regulation of mitotic cell cycle; signal transduction by p53 class mediator
Cellular component (GO): nucleus
Molecular function (GO): cyclin-dependent protein serine/threonine kinase inhibitor activity
Source: RefSeq, a predicted model, not a curated record
GGCUUGGAGUGGCCGUAGUCGCACGCGCCGGAUUCACCCGAACGACUGAGACCUUGGAGCAGGCGCCAUGUCCCAGCAUUCCAGGGACCCCCGCCCCGUCCCGCACCGCAGCAAGGCCUGUCGCUGCCUCUUCGGGCCUGUGGACAGCGAGCAGCUGCAGCGAGACUGCGACGCCCUCAUGGCCAGCUGUCUCCAGGAGGCCCGAGAGCGGUGGAACUUUGACUUCGUCACCGAGACCCCCCUGGAGGGCGACUUCGCCUGGGAGCCCGUGCGGGGCCUGGGCCUGCCCAAGAUCUACCUGAGCCCCGGGACCCCGGGCGACCUGGGAGGAAGCAAGCGGCCCAGCACCUCCACCGCCCUGCUGCCGGCCACCGAUCAGGAGGACCACGUGGCCCUGUCGCUGUCCUGCGCCCUCGUGCCUCGCUCUGCCGAGCUGCUCGACGGUUCCCCGGCCGGGCCUGGAACCUCUCAGGGCCGAAAACGACGGCAGACCAGCAUGACAGAUUUCUACCACUCCAAACGCCGGCUGAUCUUCUCCAAGAGGAAGCCCUGAGCCGCCCUCUGGAAGCUUCUCGCUCCACUCCCGCCCGCCCCGCCCCUUCAGAUCUCCUGCCUUCUUCCUCACUUUGUGCGUCUUAAUUAUUAUUUGUGUUUUAAUUUAAACUCCCUCAUGUAUAUACCCGGCCCGGCCCCUCCUGCCAGCCUCUGGCAUUCGUUAUUUAAAGAGAAAAGCAUUAGGUCGUAGAAUAGA